Messenger RNA from Megalobrama amblycephala (Wuchang bream), 2892 nucleotides. RefSeq names its product colony stimulating factor 1a (macrophage) (gene csf1a). Bases 677 to 2302 code for a protein of 541 amino acids. The transcript is spliced from 10 exons. The record is from RefSeq and is a predicted model, not a curated record. Lineage: Eukaryota; Metazoa; Chordata; Actinopteri; Cypriniformes; Xenocyprididae. Gene Ontology annotation, cellular component: membrane. Gene Ontology annotation, molecular function: growth factor activity; cytokine activity.
GGAGCUCGUGUUAGCACUUAGCAGUGCCUCACAUUACCUCAGACAGACUCAUAGAAAAUGUCAGAAACUGUUCUGCCUUUUAUGUUCAAACCCGAGUCGGACAAUGAUGGAGAGACUCAAGAAGUGACAACAUGUAUAAUGCAACAGGACGCUUAUGAACGCAUUCAGGAGUCAAGCCUGUAGGAAGGGCCUCAUGUGUGACCGCUUUCCAGACACCAUGUCAGUUUUACUCCAGGGGGACGUGGCCAGACAGCCCCGACAGCCAAUGCUCCACUCUUAGCGGAUUGCUUAUUUACGAAACACCCUGUUAGAAUGUUGAUGAACAGCCUGCUCUUACUUCUGCUCACUACUGACCCCUGUUGCCCAGUGAUUGAGGUUUGGUCCUCCAUACUCUCUGUGGAAACUUAGAUUUCAACAUCACAUCUUGUAGAACGAUCAGAUAUUUCAAGCAUCUCGUCCUCAGACAGAAACAUUCACCCUCUCAAGGUGGCACGUCUCAACUGUUUCACACGAAGACCUGUUUCAAGACAGCCAUCAAUAUCUGGACGCUUGAAGACUACAGAGAUCUUCAGAGGGGAAGACACUAUCUUCAUUAGGAUCAAACGCAAAACAAAAAUACAAAUCCAAUGAAUCUACAUGUGAACUUUAUUGCUUUCUACUUGCUCAGGUCAGCCAGAUGAACACACACAUAACAGCCCACAAAGCCAAGGUAAGGCAUCAGUGCUUCUUCCUUAUCCUGUGCUUUCAUUUGGUCUGUGCUGGUGUGCCAGGUCCAUGUAAGCACUCUGUCACACAGGACCAUCUCCUGAAUUUAAAACGUCUGAUUAAGAACCAGCUGCAAAAUGGUUGUUCAAUAACCUACACUUUCACUGAACGCCAGAACCUGAGUGUUGUGUGUUAUGUUAAAGCAGCAUUCCCUCACAUUCUGGAGCUACUCAACACCCAGUUCAGCUAUGCUAAGGACUCCGACAAUUAUCGUUACACUAAUUCACUGAAGAACUUGAUCUACAACAUUUACUCCCAGAGAUGCAUCCCUCCAAUCAAUGAGGAGAUUGAGGAUAGCCCAACAAAGUUCAUAAGAAUCCACAUGACUUUGCCCAGGGCAGCUUUGGAGAAAGCUGAGGAAGUGAUUCGCAUGUAUAUGGGUCUAAUGACUCAGAGCGACAAGCCUGUGGACUGGAACUGUGAGGAGGAGUACACAGAGGAUUACCCAGAAUCCACCACUGAACCUCUCAGCCAAACAGCAGGUGCCUCCGAAUGCCCCUGCAUUUGUCCAACAGUGAGCAGUGGACCAUCUAGGACAUCUACAUCCACAAGCCAUUGGAAUAUUUAUUUGAAAUCAUCUCCAUCUCCUCAAAGAUCAUCUUUUUCACCUGUGGUAACCUUGCAGGGUGGUAAUAAGAGAACUAAACAAUUCAAGCCUGCUGUCCCAGUAGCCAAACACAAAACACUAACUCCAGGGACACCUACCACAUGGAGAUCUAUGCAAGGAAGUUUACCCAACUUCCUCUUUGGUAGCACUCCAGCUUUACCUGAAACUUCAAAUUCAGCGAUGCAAAAUAUGCCAUCAUCGGAUCAUUUCCCUUCAUUUACAAAUUCUAAGGAGGUAUUUCCGAGCAGAACUGACUCAACUGUUCAGUCAACAGCAUCUGGCCCCUAUCAAAAAAACACAAGAGAUAACACACAGGACGGUGUGGAGAGGAGCACGCUGCUUUUACUUGCCAAGAGGUCUUUAGAUUCUAAAAGCCAGGAAGGACCAUCCAGUUCCUAUGUGAAAUUAUCCCAGAACGGGGUUACUGCAACAUCUGAGCCAACAUAUAAAGAUAUAAAGAGCACAGAGAUCAAAGGCAAAUCUUUACAGAUAAGUAAACACAUUGUACCAGUCACAACCACAGUUAUGUCUUCUUUGAAAGCAGCUGCACAUUCAUCGGAAGGUCUGAGCAUCCUUGUUGAACAGCCAGGUCAUCUAAACAGCCCUCUUGAAAAUUUCCAAACACACACCCAAAGUCUGGUGAGGAUGCCAAGGAAUUUCAUGGGAAUCAUCCAUGAGGCAAAGUUCAGCAAGGACAGCAGAUCCCAGGAGGACAGGAAGGGGAUGAAAGACCAGACUCAUCCAGACAGAGAAACACAGAGGAACUCUGCCACAAAAGAAUCAUCCAGCAGUUCAAUCAUCUCUUUUGACACCGUGCUCAUAAUUACUCUAGGAUGUGGUGGACUUCUGCUCAUAACUGUCCUAUUUUACAGACAGCAAAAAGUAAGUGACCCACAAUGGAUUUUUGCCCUGCUGAAAAGACCCGGUUAGACUGGCCUCCUCGUCAGUGCUGGUGUGGUGUUGGUCUAGCCUAAGAAGCCUGCUGGGACCAGUAGACAAACAUAUACUGGUGACUAGCUGGUGGUCUUUUCAGCAGGGUGUCCCUAAACCUGACACAUUCAUUUUGUUCUCUUCGCACAUUUUGCUCUGGCAAACUAUUCAUGACAUCUUGAAUGGAAAAUAUCGAUAAUCCUUAGAAAAAGAAAACAGCUAAUUUUUCUUUCAUGUCAGGUCAAGAUUAUACUUGUCUUGAUAUUCAGACAUAAAUAUAAAUUGAGUGUAUAUAAAUAAAUACAUAUAUAUUGUGUAUACAGGGCAGGUGGGAUGAAGCCACAUUCUUCAUUCAAAUAACAUUCAUGAAGCCAUACUCAUUAUUCAAAUAAUUAUUCUAAUGAUUUGCUUGGCUCACAUUGAUAAAAGAAAACUAACAACAAUAUAUUUUGUGCACUACCACAGAACAAAUGAAUAAAACAAACCGAAGAACCCGUUGAUGCUGGUGCUUUGUGGAACAUGGAACAGUCAGCAUUAGCAGUGUGUUUGUCCUUAAAACUACCCAUUUACAAUAAAGCAAUCUUAUGUUA